This is a messenger RNA of Rhea pennata, 3530 nucleotides long. RefSeq names its product Bardet-Biedl syndrome 9 (gene BBS9). NCBI's taxonomy places the organism in Eukaryota, Metazoa, Chordata, Aves, Rheiformes, Rheidae. Bases 223 to 2889 code for a protein of 888 amino acids. Gene Ontology annotation, biological process: cilium assembly. The record is from RefSeq and is a predicted model, not a curated record. The transcript is spliced from 23 exons. Gene Ontology annotation, cellular component: membrane; BBSome.
AUGACAACAGCGCGGGCGGCGGCCGCUGCGCCGCUCGGAGCGCCCUAGCGCCUUCCCGCCGCCUGCCCCUUCCUCGGGGCUGCGCCCGAGCCCGAGCUGGAGCGAGGGGCUUCCCCGGGCGACGGCGCCGCGCCUGGGAGAUGCUGGCGGCGCCCGCUCGCCUCGGCUGAUCGGCGCCGCCGCCCGGCCGCCUCCCAGCCCGUCGCCUCGCCGUGAAGAAGAAUGUCUUUGUUUAAAGCACGAGAUUGGUGGUCCACCAUACUUGGAGAAAAGGAAGAAUUUGAUCAAGGCUGCCUUUGUGUUGCUGAUGUUGAUAACAGUGGGCAAGAUAAAAUUAUUGUGGGCAGUUAUAUGGGAUAUCUCCGAAUCUUUAAUCCACAUCCUGUGAAACCUGGAGAUGGAGUCCAAGCUGAAGACUUGCUCUUGGAAGUACAGUUACGAGAGCCUAUACUGCAGGUGGAAGUGGGAAAAUUUGUUUCUGGUACUGAAGUACUUCAUUUAGCUGUGUUGCAUUGCAGAAAACUCUGUGUAUAUGCUGUUUCAGAAACUCUGGGAAAUGUGGAGCAUGGGAACCAGUAUCAGAUUAAACUGAUGUAUGAACACAAUCUUCAGCGAACUGCUUGUAAUAUGACUUAUGGACCGUUUGGUGGUGUAAGAGGUCGAGAUUUGAUAUGUAUACAGUCCAUGGAUGGUAUGCUCAUGUUAUUUGAGCAGGAAAGCUAUGCUUUUGGACGAUUUUUACCUGGUUUUCUUCUGCCUGGUCCUUUAACUUACAGUUCUCGGACAGAUUCUUUCAUUACAGUGUCUUCCUGUCGACAGGUUGAGAGUUACAAAUACCAAGUGCUAGUGUUUGCAACGGAUGCUGAUGAAAGACAAGAAACAGAACAGCAAAAACUUAGUUCUGGAAAAAGACUUGUGGUGGACUGGGCUUUAAACAUCGGAGAGCAAGCACUGGAUAUAUGCGUUGUGUCCUUUAAUCAGGCAGUUUCUUCUGUUUUUGUGCUUGGUGAGAGAAACUUCUUUUGCCUUAAGGAUAAUGGGCAAAUCCGAUUCAUGAAAAAACUUGAUUGCAGCCCAAGUUGCUUCCUUCCUUAUUGCUCAGUGACAGAAGGAACAAUAAACACUCUAGUUGGAAACCAUAGUAACAUGUUGUGUGUUUAUCAAGAUGUGACACUGAAAUGGGCCACUCAACUUCCUCACAUUCCUGUAUCAGUAAAAAUAGCAAAUUUACAAGGUCUGAGAGGCGUUAUAGUUACUCUGAGUGACAGUGGGCAUCUUCAGUGUUCCUACCUUGGAACUGAUCCGUCACUGUUCCAGGCUCCUCAGAUUGAAUCUAGGGAAAUAAACUAUGAAGAACUUGAUGCUGAAAUGAAACAGCUUCAGAAAAUCAUCAGGGAAGCUGCAAAAACCCAAGAUAUUUUGCCCAAAUCUGAAAGACAGAGAGAUCUAAUUGUCAUUGCAGAAGUUUUACCUGAGUUGGAUGCAGAAUCUCAAGCCAUUGACAGUGAGGUAAAAGCAGAGGCAGUUCCAUCAGUCACAGUAAAGAUAACAAUACAGAGCAGAGUGGCUGCACAGAAACCAAAGCUGGCAGUAUGUGUACAAGCUCCAUUAGCAGUGACCUGUGACCAGUUCGUCUUUGAUGAUUUAGAACCAGAUUCAUCUGAAACCGUGGUCCUAUCUGUCUUUUUGAAGGGGAAUUGUCCUCCGUCAGAACUAGAAGGAGAUGGUGUGGUUUCAUAUAGUACACCAACAGAGCUCAAUCCUGAAGGAAUACUAAAAGUUGCACAGUGUAAAUUCAGACUACCUUUGCGAUUAAUUUGCUUUCCAACUCAACCUUCAAAAACAGCAAACCACAAAAUAACUAUUGAUACCAAUAAACCUCCCAUCAGUUUUCUCACCAUUUUUCCAGACUUUGCUGAUCAAUCUGAAGAUGACCAGUCUAAUGCUCUGGGAUUUCAGUUUCUAACUGGUUCAAAAAUCACUCUUCUUGCUUCAAAAACAUCUCAACGAUACAGAAUCCAGAGUGAUCAGUUAGAAGACCUUUGGCUAAUAGCAAAAGAGCUCACACUUAGACUUGAAGAACAUUUCAAGAAGCAAAAUUGCAAAGACUUUGUGUGUACCUUUUCUGGUUCAGUUCCCCUGGAAGAAUAUUUUGAACUAAUUGAUCGACAUUUUGAGCUACGUUUGAAUGCUGAAAAAUUGCAGGAGCUGUUAUCUGAAAGGGCUGUACAGUUUAGAGCUAUUGAGCGGCGACUACUGACACGAUUCAAAGACAAAACUCCUGCUCCUCUUCAACAUCUGGACACCUUGCUAGAAGGAACAUUCAGAGAGGUAAUAGCUCUAGCAGAUGCAGCAGAGGAAAACCAAGCCAAUCUGUUCCAGGCAUUUACAAAGUUGAAAAGUGCCACCCAUCUAGUGGUUAUGCUGAUUAGUCUGUGGCAGAAGCUCAGCACUGAUCAAGUUGCUAUUCUGGAAGCUACGUUUUUGCCAUUAGCACAAGAUACGCAAGAGCUGGGUUGGGAAGAAACUGUGGAUGCUGCCAUUUCUUACUUAUUAAGAACUUGUUUGUCAAAGAGCUCUAAGGAACAGGCGCUGACUCUCACCAGUGAGUUGUGCAUACCUAAAGAUACUAGUAGGCUGAAGAAACAUAUCACCCUCCUCUGUGACAGAUUGGCCAAAGGUGGUCGCCUUUCCUUAAGUACAGAGACAACCACUCAGCAAACUGAUGUCAUGCCAGGUGGCUGCACUACAAUCCCAGAGUCUGACUUAGAGGAGGGACCGAUUAUACCAGGCACUGCAGCAACAUUUACCAAUCACAAGCACCCCCCAAAGCAGAAAUCCAAGCCUGGAUUGACUGGGGAUGCAGCAGAGGAAGCAGAAAAGCCAUGAAAUCUGAAGAUGGGCCCUCAGGAGGAAUUUCAUCUGAUGUCAAAUGCAGAACUACCAAUCCAUUUUACUUUGUACUGAUUGCAGCCUCCAGAAGGAGAGGACUGUGCUAAUUUAUACAAAAAAAUAUUCCCUUCAGAUCAAAUGAGUUGGAUUUCCCUUCCAACUACUAGCAUCCUCUCUGCGACCAAAGUUUAAGCACUUACCCAACUGUUGUAGGCAUGUUGUGUUAUGUUUUGUGAUAUAUCAGCCCUUUCUAAGGAUUCUGCCGAUUGAUCAAAGACUGUUUACACACAGUUAAAAGCAACCUUUGUUUCAGGGUUUGUUUUAUCUGUUUUUUAAGAUAUUCUGAACCAUACCUCCCUUGGAGAUUACAUUAACAUUUGUUUUAUCACAGUUUUGACAAAACUAUCUCCUUUCCUCCUGUACUAACAUUCACAAUUUCAGACAGCUGAAUUAACUACCAGAAGAAAAGCUGCUAAUCCAUCAACUUUUUUUUUUUCUUUCUCAUUCCUUAUAUAGACUCAUGCUGUCAAGAGAUACUGAGUAAAAUAUGGUUACUGGACAUAAAGGGCAUACCCUUUUGCCAUUAACUAUGUCACUAUGAAUGUGAAUAAAGUUUACGCUGCAAGUAAGUACCCUGA